CGGGCCUUUUGUGCAAACGGGAUCCUCGGUGGUUGAGGGCGGGCGUGGAGGCGUUUCAGUAGCUGGGGCUCGGCGAGCCUGCCAGAGCUGUUUAGGCUCAAGCUCGACAGGCUUCCUAGCAGUCGCGCGUCCCUUCCGCUGGGAACCUCCUUGCGCUUUCGCUCUCCUCCCGCGGCCAUGUCUGGCGUCACUUGCGACGACGAGUGCCUGAAGAAGUACGAGCAGAUCAAGAUGAAGAAGGAUUUGCGCUACAUCAUCUACACGAUGAGCGAAGAUCAGAAAACAAUCGUAGUCGACUCGGAAGGGGACAAGGAGAAGACAUUCGCGGAUUUCAAAGAUGCGUUGCCAAAGGAAGAACCGAGGUACGCCGUUGUGGAUUUCCCCUAUAAGUCCGAGGACGGCAGGGAUCAGUCGAAGCUGACCUUCGUGUUCUGGUCACCCGACACCUGCGGUGUGAAGAAAAAGAUGUUGUACGCGAGUUCCAAGGACGCCAUCAAGAAGAAGCUCACGGGCAUCAUGAAGGAGAUGCAGUGCAACGACGAGGGGGACCUUGAUGAAGACAAUUUCACAAAGAAGAUGCUCGAGAAGUAAGCAGGUUUCCCGACGCGGGAGAAGCCGUGAUGUGGGCAAAGGAUCACGGCCCCUUUUUGAGGGCAGCUGGUACACUUGGGCCAUCGUCGUUAUCAUCGACUCAAUUCGUGUAAGGCCGUGCAGAUUGGCCUGCCGGCCCUACGUGCUCCAGCAGCGAUGCUGGGAAGGUGUCCAGGGACGGAGUGGGGGCCUGGGGCGAAUAUCUAGACAGCAGGGAGUGCGCGUGGUAGCCUACGUGGACAGUUUUCCUGCUUGCAGCCUUGCUACCCGCGUUCAGUAAUCUUUCCGCCAGAGCCCGAGACUACAGCAAGGUAGAUCACAAAGACAGUUGCCACCCGCGUUAGAAAAAGCACGAGUGCCGUUUUAACUCCCACAUGGCCCGUGGUUGCACCAAUGGGGGCCAGGAGUGUGUCCACCAUACUAUGUUAUGUCCACCCACCACUUAGUGGUAAAUAGCGGCCCA
Prorocentrum cordatum is the source of this 1054-nucleotide messenger RNA. The record is from the annotation of a GenBank genome assembly. Lineage: Eukaryota; Dinophyceae; Prorocentrales; Prorocentraceae.